AUGAAUGAAUGGCGUAUCAUAUUUACCUUGCGCAUUCUCCAAGAAAACCAGGUUGUACAGCUCGAUCCGUCCCUACUAAAGUACCCACUCUGCCGGUUAACAGUCGUCCACCUGCCAACCGCAUCAACCGAGCCGUCGCUGCUCGGACUUCCUGACGGGGCGUGUGUCAUCUCAGCCAACAAAAACGUUGGCUUUGGACAAACGGGCACCCAAGAGGAAACCCAAGUGGGAUCAUCACCAGAAUCUUGCCCUGUUGUCCUGCUCACACCCACGCUGCAGAAUAAUCAAGUGUUGAUCGUACAGGGCGCUGAGGCCAUGGUCACUAUCAAAGGAUACGGACGCGAAGCCAGGCUUGAUUCCGUCCUGACAGCUGAUUAUGGGUUUUCAGCCGGGGAUUCGCAAUGGUCAAAAUGGCGACGACGCACCAUGCUCUUCAUGGAUGCUCUGCAGUUAGACCAGUUUAUUGUGGACAAGCGAAAAAUUGCGGAUCAUCUUCCUGGGCACGUAGAUCGCGAAUUGCUCAAGGCAUACAAUGCUUUCAGUAGCAGCCCUGGAAAGGGUGAGUGCAAGAGUAACUAUACCGAAAUAGUUACUGGGCUUUGGGGCUGUGGCGCUUUUGGCGGUAACCCUCAAACUAAAACACUAAUACAAUGGUGUGCUGCUUCGAUGGCCCAGACAAAUCUACGGCUCGUCUUGUCAGGCGAGGAUCACUUUGCCCUGGCGAGUGAGCUCAACGAGACCGUGAAGAUGACGCGCGAGGGAUUGUGGACGGUCAAAAAUGUUCUUGACACGGUUGGUGCGCUGAAGCCUUAUGACUGA
This is a messenger RNA of Blastomyces gilchristii SLH14081, 819 nucleotides long. RefSeq lists its product as uncharacterized. Gene Ontology annotation, biological process: carbohydrate metabolic process; nucleotide-sugar metabolic process; regulation of DNA repair. NCBI's taxonomy places the organism in Eukaryota, Fungi, Ascomycota, Eurotiomycetes, Onygenales, Ajellomycetaceae. The transcript has a single exon. Gene Ontology annotation, cellular component: nucleus; cytoplasm. The record is from RefSeq and is a predicted model, not a curated record. Gene Ontology annotation, molecular function: poly(ADP-ribose) glycohydrolase activity. Bases 1 to 819 code for a protein of 272 amino acids.